Closterium sp. Naga37s-1 is the source of this 1890-nucleotide messenger RNA. Lineage: Eukaryota; Viridiplantae; Streptophyta; Zygnematophyceae; Desmidiales; Closteriaceae. The record is from the annotation of a GenBank genome assembly.
AUGAACUUGAUAGCGAUGAACGACAAGGAUGAGAUCUAUGAGGAUCCUGAGUCUACUGAGGUUGAUGAGAGCGAGGACACGGAUGAUACGGGAGCGAGUGUGGAGGCAGCAGUGAAGCAGGAAGAAGAGAUAGUCACCAUGGAGGCAGCAGCGGUGAAUGAUGGAGAUGGAGAUGGUGUCAACACUUUUGCAGCAGCGGUCGUGGUUAAAGAUGAAGGAGUAAAUGCGAAGUGUGUGGGAGUUGAAGCUGUGAAAGGGGGCAUCAUGGUGAAGGGAUCAACGGCGAAUGCAACUGCAAAGGGGCGAGUGCUUAUGAAAGAGGAACACGUUGAGGGGUACAAGACCCGAGAGGUGUUGGGUGCUAAGAUUCCGAGGAGAAGCGAGAGGCUUAAGAAGAUGCCUCAUGGUUUGGAUAUCAAGGCGCUCAACUUCAAGACACGUAAGCAGAGAAUGGCGGCCAAUGACGCGUUGCCAGCUGUCCUGGUGGUGAACGACGACGGGAUCGAGGCUCCGGGAAUCAAGGCGCUCGUGGCGGUGCUCGGCUCGGCUGGCUUCUGCCGCGUCUUCGUGUGCGCGCCUGACGUGGAGAGGUCAGCGUGUGCGCAGUCUAUCACCAUCCGGGAGACGCUCGAGGCGAAUCUGGUGGAGGACUAUGAGGGCGCUGCUGUGGCAUACUCGCUCACAGGCACACCGGCAGACUGUGCGUCUAUGGGACUUUCUGGCCAGCUCUUCAAGGGCAUCAAGCCCCUCCUGGUCAUCAGCGGUAUCAACAAGGGUGCCAACACAGGCCGCCAAGUCAUCUAUUCCGGCACGGUGGCAGGAGCAAGGGAGGCCGUCAUUCAGGGCGCUCCAGGCAUCUCCAUCUCCCUCGACUGGACCGCUGCAAGCACUGACGCCCUCUUUUCUCCUGCCGCUGCCACGUGUCUUCCUCUCAUUCGCUGCGUUCUCGAGGCAGCAACCACUGGUCAGCUAUCCAGCAGCGGGGGGGACCCGCUGCUGCUGAAUGUGAACGUGCCCCUUGACCCCGUCAAGCCCAAGGUGUGUGCUGCACCUGAGGCACGUGGGGGGGACCCUCUGCUGCUGAACGUCAACGUGCCUCUCGACCCUGUCAAGUCCGAGGGCUUCAAACUCGCCCAGCAAGGCCAGGGACGGGUGGCCUUUUCCUGGACGCACAUUGCCAAGAAGCGCACCGGAGUGCAGCUGGCAGGGAUGAGUGGUGCUCUGAAUAUCCCUUUGCUACUCGUUCCUCCAUCCUCUAUCCUCCAUUCCCGUAAUCCCCAACAGGGCUUCAAGCUGGCCCAGCAGGGCCAUGGGAGGGUGGCCUUCCCCAUGCACAUCGCCAAGAAGCGCACCGGUCACGCGAGGGUGGCCUUCCCCUGGACGCACAUCGCCAAGAAGCGCACCGGAGUGCAGCUCGCAGGCAUGGGGGGAGCAGCGGCAGGGGGCAGGGGACUUUCGGGCAUGAUGGGGGGACGGGGGCUGCCGGGGAUGAUGGGAGGGAGGGGGCUGCCUGGUAUGGUGGGAGGGAGGGGCCUCCCGGGCAUGACUGGGCCCCCCGCGGUGUCGCUGGCUGAAAUCGGAUCGGUUGCCUCUGCUGCUGUGAGUGCUCAUCCCUAUGCUUAUGAGGGCGCAGCGCGGUCCAAGACUCCUGGCGAGGAGAGCAAGGAGGAUGGUGGGGACGAGCCGUGGCAGCCGAUGCAUAAGAUGCACUUCAGGCACGAGCCGAGUGGGUGGGACGUUCUGGACAAGGACCCCGCCUUUGACUCCGCUGCUCUCGCACUCGGCUAUGUGACAGUCACGCCGCUCGCCAUCACUGCAUCCAUCGACAUCCAACCUCGGCUCAAUGAGGACCUGGCAUGGCUCGCACCGCUGCUGCCGCACGAUGCCUGA